GGGUUACUUUUAGGUUGAUGGCGAGAAGGAUGACUACCAGGGUGACGGCGAGUAGGGUUACUUUUAGGUUUACGGCGAGAAGGAUGACUACAAGGGUGGCGGCGGGUAGGGUUACUUUUAGGUUGAUGGCGAGAAGGAUGACUACAAGGAUGACGGCGGGUAGGGCGACUGUAAGGUUAAUGACGACAAGGAUAGUGACCAGGAUGACGAAAGGUGACGACCAGGGUGACGACCAACAGCAACAACGAGGACGAUGUCGACCUACCAGGUUGAUAUCGACGAAAGAGAAGAGCAGGGUGGUUACGACCAGGAUAAUGACUAUGGUGAUGUCCCUGAAGAAGAACAGCGUGGGGAAGACGACGACGACGAACUGGACGACUACCAUAGUCACUACCAGGGCGACUACCAAGCUGAUGACGACGACUAGGAUUACAACCAGGGCGGUCGGUGAUGUUCACUGGACUACUGUAAAUCGGGGUUGCAGUAUCUAGCCAGGGUCAUUGACCUUACCAAGACACACUCAGUGUACCUCUUCACCUCUCCAGUGGACGUGAACUAAUUUUUAAGGAGAUGAGAACAUGGCGAUUCAUCUCUUUGUCCAUUGGUGAUUUGCAAAGAAAUAUGUAAAGACACUCUACUCUGUAUAAUAAUUGAGGAGACUUGAUUUCAUUCCACCAGAAACCUGUAAAUUUAAAUCUUCCUUGGAAUCCUCAUUCAUCGAUGGACAUACUACGUACGAUGAUGCCUAAACAUAUUGCAGUCCGACUUUCUACAUUCUGAAAGAAACGCGGUCAUGUUUCAUCAGGUUUUCUUAUUUAGCAAGCAAGCAAUUUAAAUUGUCUCGUAAAUUAGCAAUCAUGGUUAUAUUCAAAUGAACACGGCGACGUCUGCUUUGGAAGCAGAAUCUCCAGAUAUGUAAACGAUGGAAUAAAACAACAUUGAACUACUGAACUAUUCUCUCAAAUAUUAUUAACUAACAGCAACAUUAUCGAGAAUCAUCUGUCAGAAUCGUGUACACAACUCACCAGAGACAAAUGUCAACCUGACUGAUAUGAACCUGGCAAGAGGUUUGUUGAUUGGUCUGUGUCGGAGAAAAAUGCUUGCACGAGAAUGCAACCCUGCAUAGCUUAUUCUUAAGCAGGUUUCACUAUUCCUUCAAAUCGGACGGUCAUAAACCGAGGACAAUUCAACUGAGAAGUAUCUGAUUUCAGAAUCUUGAAGAGAACUAGCCUAUUCGGCCUGACUGAUUCGAACCUUGCAAGAGGUUUGUUGAUCGGACUGUGCCGGAAAACAUCCAAGAUAAAGACAAACUUUAUGAUUGUUAUGAUACUCAAUCUACACAACGACCCAAGAUAUGGAAUAAUACCGGUGCUGAUCAUUUGCAAAUGGAACAAUAUUGGA
This is a messenger RNA of Strongylocentrotus purpuratus (purple sea urchin), 1401 nucleotides long. RefSeq lists its product as uncharacterized. Bases 18 to 491 code for a protein of 157 amino acids. The record is from RefSeq and is a predicted model, not a curated record. Lineage: Eukaryota; Metazoa; Echinodermata; Echinoidea; Camarodonta; Strongylocentrotidae. The transcript has 4 exons.